This is a messenger RNA of Marchantia polymorpha subsp. ruderalis, 896 nucleotides long. NCBI's taxonomy places the organism in Eukaryota, Viridiplantae, Streptophyta, Marchantiopsida, Marchantiales, Marchantiaceae. The record is from the annotation of a GenBank genome assembly.
GUAACUCAAGGUUUUGUCUGCGCAGCUCUGGUGCAAGCAACGCGGGGAGAGUACGUUACCGAGGCCGGGUGCUUGAGCUGGGCAUGUCAGAAACUGGAACCGGUGGUAAAGAAACUCAAACAGUCCUCUCGAGGAGAAGCUUGGUGUAAUGGGGUGGUGCAGAAGCCUGCGGAGCAUUCAGGUCAGAGGGUUCGGUUUCCGCAACCUCACCCCGAUGCUCUCGUGCACAUCGAUGUCCUCGAAUCUCUCAUUGCAAGUCCGUAUAAUAUGGGCCAGAUUCAGCAACACUGAAAGCAUUCCAAGGUUCGCAGCAGGACAGGUCCCUCCAACCGGAACUGCUGGGGAGGAUCUUAUUUAUGGAAGAGGAAGUACCCAACCGGAUGCUGUCUGAAGUUCUCUUCGACCGUAGCCUGAGAGUAAGGUAGUCUAUCAAGCCUAUCCUCUCGCUGGAUGCUCCGAAGUUCAUCUACAACCAUAUUUUUCAAGUUUUCAAGUCGCUAGACUCUGCUCGCAACUGACGAUGAUAUUCGAGCUCAGGGUCUCGCAUUCCUGAGGACUCGAUGUUUUGGCUAGUGACAUCCACUCGUAUGUCAGCUUCGGUAGCUUUUCCAAUCUUCCAGUAGUGUCUCUGCCGGUGGUCUUGUUGCCAUAGUCAUUCUCGCACAAAUGUAAGUGAGAGAUGUUUUGACUUCUUGCUCAACCCAAUCCCUUCUAUCCAUCCCGGUAUAAUCCACUGAAUGGAAUGUAAAAUUGUUGCGCUCGUACUCGCCAUCUAAAUCGAUGCAUUACAGUUUAAAUUUGUCAUCUCAUCCCAAGUACUGGAAGAUUUUUACACGAUUCCACACUUGCACUACCAUCCGCGUCAUACACGAGGGGGUAAGUUAGGCGGUGUUAUA